Molecule: messenger RNA, 1956 nt
Organism: Carassius gibelio (silver crucian carp)
Lineage: Eukaryota; Metazoa; Chordata; Actinopteri; Cypriniformes; Cyprinidae
Gene: vps36
Product: vacuolar protein sorting 36 homolog
Exons: 13
Coding region: 817-1413 (198 amino acids)
Biological process (GO): protein transport to vacuole involved in ubiquitin-dependent protein catabolic process via the multivesicular body sorting pathway
Cellular component (GO): ESCRT II complex; late endosome membrane
Molecular function (GO): ubiquitin binding
Source: RefSeq, a predicted model, not a curated record
CAAACAGGCGAAUUCACCAGACACCUAGGCGAAAGUAAACAGCAGUAGCUCCGUUAUUUACUUUUGCUUUAUUAUUUUGUUAAAAAUUGACAGGUUUGUUUGGACAAAUGGGCUUCUUGAGAUGAAUGAAACGGUGGUAAUUCAGCAAAGAGGAGUGAGAGUUUACGAUGGGGAAGACAGUGUAUUUAUUCGUAGAUAUUUAGUGUGGAUUCAACAGAAAUUUCUGAAAUGACAACCGCGUGGAAAAUCCAACCUGACAAUGAUAACAAUGGCUGAAAUCGCUUGUCACAGAUCAUAUUCUUUGAGGAGCAAACAGCUGGCAUCGGAAAAAGUGCCAAGAUUGUCAUUCACCUGCAUCAAGCCCUGGAAAAUAAGGAGCCAGGCCCCUACCAGCACAGCAAGUACUCUUAUAUAGAGCUGUCCUUCAACGAACAUGUGCAGAUUGAGUUUUACAGACGUCUAACUGAAGAGAUGACUCAGAAACGAUGGGAGAAUACACCUGUCUCACAGCCCAUCCCCACAGGACCUAAGUUUGUGUCUUGUAAAGAACAAGCCAUGGCCCUGAAGCAGUGACCCCUGGGCAAACCCUUUCCUUCCUGCUCCUUUGUUAUUUGUUUGCAUGUUUUUUGAGUUAUUGUUCGUGCGUGUCUGUGUUUAACAAAGACAUUUUUUUUUCUCUCUCUCCUGGUUUCUGUGGUUCUGUAGGCAGGAAGAACAUGCGCAGUGGGGAUUGUGGGUAUUGAACGGAAGUUGGAAGAGAAAAGAAAAGAGACAGAUAAAAACAUUUCUGAGGCCUUUGAGGAUCUCAGUAAACUGAUGGAAAAGGCCAAAGAGAUGGUGGAGCUCUCCAAAUCCAUUGCCAACAAAAUCAAAGACAAGCAGGGUGACAUUACAGAAGAUGAGACUAUCCGCUUCAAGUCUUAUUUGCUGAGUAUGGGUAUAGCCAACCCAGUGACCCGAGAGACGCACGGCUCAGGCACACAAUACCACAUCCAACUCGCCAAACAGCUGGGAGACAUGCUGCAGGCCCCACUGGAGGAGCGUGGAGGAAUGAUGGCCCUCACUGAAGUGUACUGUUUGGUGAACAGAGCCCGUGGUAUGGAGCUUCUCUCUCCGGAAGACUUAGUCAAUGCCUGCAAGAUGUUUGAAUCGCUGAAGCUUCCUCUACGGUUGCGAGUUUUUGACAGCGGCGUGAUGGUGGUUCAGCUCCAGUCCCACAGUGAAGAGGAAAUGAUUGCCUCAGCUCUAGAUAACGUGUCUGAUAAAGGCUCCCUCACAGCUGAAGAGUUUGCCAAGUUGUUGGGACUGUCAGUUCUCCUUGCUAAAGAAAGGUUGUUACUAGCUGAAAAAAUGGGUCACUUGUGCCGAGAUGAUUCGGUAGAAAGUCUGCGUUUUUAUCCCAACCUGUUCUGAUGCUUGAAGCCGAUAUGUUAUCGAACCCUGCUGGUCCCGGAUCCCUCUCAGAUCUGAUAACUGAUUAGCUCUGGCUCUGGACACAAGUGGGCACCUACUUUCUACUGUGUUUGUCAAUAGGGUCUUUCAUGAAUGUUUUUUUUUUUUUUUUUAAACCUGUUUAGUGAUUUCCAAAGCCUCUAAUGAAAAGGAGAUGACAGAAAUUAUUAUGAGGAUGCAGAGGACCCAGUCUGUUGUUGAAAUAGGUUAUGUUGAUAUUGUGUGUGACUCCAGGACACAUUCAAUGCUGUCAGAUUGUCCAAAGAAAUAUGUGUGCAUUAUGCAUCAAACCGUGUUGUAAACACAUGGGGAAAAGACAAGGAAAAUAUUUUACGAAAAUUCUAAAAACAAAAAUGCCAGAAUAACCAGAAAAUUCAAAACAUAAAAAAUAAUAAUUCAGUGAAAUUUUUGUUGAAACCAAUCUGCUUUUUCCCUCAUGGCAGCAUAAAGUCUAAUAUACUUAUUUUGGAUUGUUGUGUAAAAAUAAUAUAUUUUUAAAUAACA